AUGGGGGCCGAAACCAAGGAUGCUGCCGAGGGCCACCUCCAGCAGCGCAUGUCCAGGCUGACCAUGGUGGCCAUGACAUUUGCCAUUCUCAAUACAUGGAUUGGCCUCGCCGGGUCGAUAGGUCUCGUCUUGCCCUCUGGCGGCUCAACAUGCCUGCUCUACGGCUUCAUAUUCUGCAUCAUGUGCAACUUUGCCCUGGGCGCCAGCCUGGGUGAGAUGGCCGCCAUCUGGCCCACGGCAGGAGGACAGUAUCACUUUGUCUAUGCGCUCUGCAGUGACAGAUAUAGGAGGGUCCUCAGCUUCUGGGUUGGCUGGGUCAACAUUGUGGGAUGGUUGACCCUGGUUACAGCCUCGUGCUUCUUUGCAUUUCUUCCUUUCUUCUCAUUCGAGUCGGUCGUCGUCGCAUCCAUCACAUCGGUAGCUGAUGCUCUUGAAGCGAAAUUCGUCGUUGCGGCUGCCAGCAUAGCAUCGGACGGUGCGUUUACCAUCCACGCAUGGGAGACGUACCUGAUUUACCUCGCUAUACUUAUGUUCGGGAUGUGCCUCAACAUCUGGGGAUAUUCAAUUCUCGGUCGGUGGAAUAACUGCGCGUUGUAUUGGUCUAUAGUGAGUGCCGUCGUCGUCGGCGUCGUCCUGCUGUCCACCUCGGAAAAGACAGACGCGCGGUACGUCUUCUCCGGCUUCGAAAACGAGACCGGCUGGCCGGAUGGCAUGUCCUGGAUGCUGGGCCUUCUGCAGCCAGCCCUGUCCCUCGGCGGCUUCGACGCCUGCCUGCACAUGACCGAGGAGAUGCCCAGGGCGUCUGUCGAUGCGCCUCGGGCUAUACUGUACGCGGUUGCCGUCGGCGGUAUCACCGGUAUCGCCUUCAUCAUCAUCAUACUCUUCUGCCUCGUCGACCCGGCCUCCAUCCUCAGCACCCAGACCGACAUGCCCAUCACAGAACUCCUCUAUCAGGCCACCGGGAGCCGGGUGGCUUCUGCUGUCCUCAGCCUUGUCUUUGCCGUGUGCUUCGUUAACGGGACCGUUGGGUGCCUGACGAGUUCCAGCCGACUGAUCUGGUCUAUGGCUCGUGAUGGGGGGAUUCUUCCUAGCUUCUCCCAUCUUUCACCCACCUUCAACGUCCCCGUCCGAGCUCUCGGCCUCUGCUUCGUCUUCAACGUCUGCUUCGGCCUCCUUUAUCUAGGUCCGACUGUUGCCUUUAGCGCCUAUUCGGCCAGCUGCACCAUCUUCCUCAACGUGUCCUACGUGUUUCCCGUCAUUGUCGUUCUGGUUAGAGGGAGACAUCUCAUCGAGCAGAAUCAGGUCGAUCCCGGUCUCUUGAGACUGGGCCGCUAUGGGUAUCUGCUCAACACCGUCGCCGCCGUCUAUGUCGUGUUUACAUCUGUUCUGUUUUGUUUUCCCACGACAGUUCCCGUCAGCGGCAACUCGAUGAACUUCGUCACCGCUGUUGUGGGCAUCUUUGUCAUAUGCUGCUCAGCGUUUUGGCUUGUGUACGGGAAGCAGUUCCAGGGUCCGGAGUUCAAUGCCAUCAUCGGUCACGAACCUGGUGUAUUGGAGGGCGCACCCGAUGCAGACGAUGCGGAGAUGGCAGAUCUCGCCAAGGCAGAUACAAAGAAGUAG
This is a messenger RNA of Geosmithia morbida, 1620 nucleotides long. Its product is annotated as Amino acid transporter. Gene Ontology annotation, cellular component: membrane. NCBI's taxonomy places the organism in Eukaryota, Fungi, Ascomycota, Sordariomycetes, Hypocreales, Bionectriaceae. The record is from RefSeq and is a predicted model, not a curated record. Gene Ontology annotation, molecular function: transmembrane transporter activity. Gene Ontology annotation, biological process: transmembrane transport.